This is a messenger RNA of Andrographis paniculata, 2880 nucleotides long. Its product is annotated as histone-lysine N-methyltransferase, H3 lysine-9 specific SUVH1-like. Gene Ontology annotation, molecular function: protein binding; zinc ion binding; histone methyltransferase activity. Gene Ontology annotation, cellular component: nucleus. The transcript has 3 exons. Lineage: Eukaryota; Viridiplantae; Streptophyta; Magnoliopsida; Lamiales; Acanthaceae. The coding region runs from base 326 to 2425 and encodes 699 amino acids. The record is from RefSeq and is a predicted model, not a curated record.
GGAAACAGAGUGAGAAAUGAACCUCGCUCGAUUUCAAAAGCACACCUUUUUUCUCUCCACUCCAUUUUCAAGAUCUCCAUUUUCUUUCAAGAAACCUUCCAAUCGGCGUUUCGGUGAGAAACCACACAGAUCCUCCGCAUCUUUGAAGCUGUAUUCGUUUCAGUCACCGUCGGAUUGAAACAUCAAUUUGGCUCUUCUUCUUCUCCUCCUGCUGCUGCUGUUGUUGGAUCUGUUUUUAAGGGUUUAGGAUUAGGAACUUUUGGGGAUAAUUAUAUAUAUAGGGAAGUGAAUAUUGUUGUUGUGUAUUUAGAAGUACUGUGUUUCAAUGGAGAAUGGAGUUGGAUCGAAUGCUGGAAUCGAUAAGUCUAAGGUGUUGGAAGUGAAGCCCCUGCGAUGUCUCGUACCAGUGUUUCCGAAUCCGCCGGGAAUGUCGUCGGUGACGACGCCUCACCCGACGCCUUUCGUGUGCGUUUCGCCGGCGGGGCCAUUUCCGGCCGGCGUCCAACCUUUCUACCCAUUCCUGGCUAAGAACGACGCCCCCCAAGCUGCCCCCGCCCCCCAAGCCGGAAACUUUGGUUUCGGCAGCUCCAUACCUGCUCCGGUGCCGCUAAAUUCGUUUCGAACCCCGACUCCGAAGUCGAACGGCCGCGGCCGGCCGAGAAAGUAUAAUAAGUCGAGCGGAUUGGGGUCGGCGGCGGGCGGCGAGGACGACGGGUUUAGCGAGUCUCAGAGCGGGUUUCAUCCCGACGACGGCGAUACUUCCGGGAAGCGCCGCGGCCGGCCGAAGAAGACGGGCCGGCGGGAGGCGUCCGGAGAGGAGAAUCACGAGGACGUUGUUCAUGAAACAGUGGUGAAUGCGAUUCUGACGUCGUUCAAGCUUCACGGAAUCGAAGAGUUGAGGAGAAAUAUCGGUGACGUGGAGACGUCAACGGUCGUGCUUAGAGCCUUCGACGCGCUCCGGAGACGGCUCACUCAGCUCGACGAGCUGAAGGAUACGGCUCCUGGGACGGCGAAACGUCCCGAUUUGAAGGCAGCGAAUCUGUUGAUGACGAAAGGGAUUCGGGCGAAUGCGAUGAAGAGAAUCGGCCAUGUUCCCGGGAUCGAAAUCGGAGACAUAUUUUUCUUUCGAAUGGAGCUUUGUAUCGUCGGUUUGCACGCUCCGAGCAUGGCUGGGAUCGAUUACAUGAGCGUCAAGGUUACGAUGGACGAAGAGCCUCUCGCCGUCAGCAUCGUUUCAUCAGGAGGAUACGAUGAUAACGGUGACGAUAGCGAUAUCUUAAUUUAUAGCGGCCAAGGCGGAGUGCAGCGACGGGACGGGCAAAUGUUCGAUCAGAAGCUCGAAAGGGGGAAUCUUGCGCUAGAAAAGAGUCUUCAUCGAGGGAAUGAUGUACGAGUCGUGCGGGGUAUUAAGGACUUGGCUCACGGUACCGGAAAGAUUUAUGUUUAUGAUGGCUUGUAUAAAAUCCAGGAGUCGUGGAUCGAAAAGAACAAGUCGGGAUGCACCGUUUUUAAGUAUAAGUUGGUUCGGAUACCCGGGCAGCCCGAGGCGUUUUCGUUAUGGAAAUCGAUUCAGCAAUGGAAGGACGGGACGACUGCCCGGGCCGGAAUUAUUAUCCCAGACCUCACGUCGGGAGCCGAGUCUCUUCCCGUCGCGCUCGUGAACGACGUCGACAACGAGAAGGGUCCCGCGCAUUUCACGUACGUCCGGCACCUGCGAUACUUGCAACCGUUUUCCGUCCCUGACGCCUCCGUCGGAUGCCAUUGCUUAAACGGGUGUCAAGCCGGCGACACUCACUGCCCUUGCAAUCAGAAAAACGACGGGUUUCUCCCGUACUCGUCUAUCGGCGUUCUUCUAAGUAGCAAAUCGGUAAUACACGAGUGCGCACAAAGCUGCUCUUGCCCGAUAACUUGCCGGAACCGAAUAUCUCAAGUCGGUAUCCGUCUUCGUCUCGAGGUUUUCAAGACGAAGAGUCGAGGCUGGGGGCUGAGGUCUUGGGACCCGAUUCGGGCCGGGGGGUUUAUCUGCGAGUAUGCCGGGGAUAUUAUUAAGCCUACUGACGCAGGUUUCGCGAACGAGAGCGACGAAUAUAUAUUCGAUUCUACCCGGAACUUCGAGCCGAUUGAGCCGGUUCAGGAUUCGAAUGGCGCCGAAAAAUCCCCUUUCCCGCUUAUCAUAAGCGCAAAAGACAACGGAAAUGUGUCGCGUUUUAUGAACCAUAGCUGUUCACCGAACGUCUACUGGCAGCCGGUGUUGCGCCAGAGUAACAACGAUGUGUUUCUUCAUAUUGCGUUCUUCGCAAUUCAGCACAUUCCUCCUAUGCAAGAGCUGGUUUAUGAUUAUGGGAUUGUUCCGCCUGAGAAAGGGCGCAAGGCGAAGAAGAAAUGCUUAUGUGGAUCUUCGAAGUGCCGCGGGUUCUUCCAUUGAUCUCUUCUGGGGAAUAAAGGUAGGGGGUACUGCAUAAACUGUCGAUGUUUUUUCUAAGGGCCGAGGAGGGAUUAUUUGUGGAUGAAGAUGAUGUUCGAUUUUAAGUUUAUGAAGUGCUCGAUAGUUGCGGAUUCAGUAAUGUACUAGGAUGGAUGGAUCGAUGGAUGUCUGUUUCUUAGUUGUCUAAUAAAAUUGGUCAUAGUUUUUGUAAUAUUCGAGGUGAUGUUAGAAGUUUGGCUUGGGAACUCGUCGAGGCGUAGCUCCUUAUUUUAGGUGUUGGGAAUGACUCUUUGUCUUUUGUUGUUGAUGUUAAGUUUUUAAUUUUCGAUCUUUCUUUGUUUGUGUCGAAUGAAUGAUGGAUUGCAUGUCGAAUUUGUUUUAAAAUUGUAAUGUUGGAUGUUCGUGUAAGAAAUGUGUUAGAAUUAUGUUGUAUUUUACGUGUUUAGUUGGUGAUU